This is a messenger RNA of Salpingoeca rosetta, 1197 nucleotides long. RefSeq names its product histones H3 and H4. The record is from RefSeq and is a predicted model, not a curated record. Gene Ontology annotation, cellular component: nucleosome. The transcript has 3 exons. Lineage: Eukaryota; Choanoflagellata; Craspedida; Salpingoecidae. Gene Ontology annotation, molecular function: protein heterodimerization activity; structural constituent of chromatin; DNA binding. Bases 223 to 645 code for a protein of 140 amino acids.
CGGCGAUGCACAGUCGGCAAAUUCAAUGUUUGUCGAGAGAAAAACACAAAGCCUUCCACCCGAAUUUUUUCCGUGCAACGUUGCUUCUCUCUUUCUCCUUUUUUCUCCACAUUCUCGCUUGUCGUGGCAUUUUUUCCUCUCAACCAUCCGAACCAACACCUCCACCUGCUUGAAUCCCCUUGUCUUCGCUCGAUCGUUGCAUCAACACCCAACCAACCAAAGAUGGCCCGCACGAAGCAGACUGCCCGUAAGAGCGGCAACAUCGGCGCAAAGGCGCCCCGCAAGAAGCUCGCCACCAAGGCUGCCCGCAAGUCCGCCCCACUCUCGCAACACGGUGGCGUGAAGAAGCCUCAUCGCUUCCGCCCCGGUACCGUCGCUCUGCGUGAGAUCCGCCGCUACCAAAAGUCCACUGAGCUGCUGAUCCGCAAGCUCCCCUUCCAGCGUCUCGUCCGCGAGAUUGCCCAGGACUUCAAGACCGACCUCCGCUUCCAGAGCCAGGCCGUCGGUGCCCUGCAGGAGGCCGCCGAGGCAUACCUCGUCAACCUCUUUGAGGACACCAACCUCUGCGCCAUCCACGCAAAGCGCGUCACCAUCAUGCCAAAGGACAUCCAGCUGGCCCGUCGCAUCCGUGGCGAGCGCUCUUAGAGCAUCACCGCCACCACAGCCAGGCAGCCCCCAUCACCGCGCAUGACGUCCUCCCGUUCUUGCGGCUGCGGCAUUGCACGGCUUCAACGUCGACAAACUUUGUUGCGUCGUGUCUGUGUAGUUGUUCUGCCUGAUGCGAUGUGAUGCUCCGAUGCUCCGUUUCCUUUUGGUGAGUUUUUGUUUUUCUUUUGCCCUUGUUCUGUUCCGCUUGAGCGAUUGGCACACCCUUUCUCGCUGUGCCUUGCUUGCAGGACCUUGUACUUAAUGGCUUCUUCAUGUUUGGUGCAACCGUUGGCGCCCUUGUUUUUGUGUGGCUGCCGCACCUGCUCGUUCUUUGUCUAUGACUUCUGUUCCCGUGUUGUUCCCGCUUCUAACUGGUCCCUCUGAUUACUUUCUUAUCCCAUGCCAGCCAUUGCCCGCACCGACCGCGUGUGCGUGCCGGUGUGCUCCCCCCUUCCCACUACCGUAUCCAAAGUACCAUAUCCAUUCCACCACCCACCGUGUAACCAACUCAGAAAACCUCCUUGGUUCAUUCAUUCCAUCAAUGCCAAC